Molecule: messenger RNA, 2747 nt
Organism: Solea solea (common sole)
Lineage: Eukaryota; Metazoa; Chordata; Actinopteri; Pleuronectiformes; Soleidae
Product: ras-related protein Rab-27B-like
Exons: 6
Coding region: 1826-2482 (218 amino acids)
Biological process (GO): melanosome transport; positive regulation of exocytosis
Cellular component (GO): secretory granule; melanosome
Molecular function (GO): GTPase activity; GTP binding
Source: RefSeq, a predicted model, not a curated record
CCCCCCCCUCCACUGUUUUUAUAUUGCUUUUAAACAAUUUGUGCACCUUAUUUGAGAACUUUUGUUUUACAUCUGCAGGAUUUACUUGCUAAGCCUGUUUGUUGGUUGGAUGAUUUCCAGUGAAAUCCACAGAGACUCUACAAUUUUUUAAAGAACUCCCCCCCCUCCCCUCCCACCCCAUGAGAAAUACCAGAAAAAACAAGGCCUGUAAGCACAGCCCCACUUGGUUCUCUCUGGUUUCAAACCCCUCCCAAGGAUCACAUGUGAAGAGGGGAAUGUCUCAGGAUCUACUAUGUACCAUCGCAUCAUGAUAGGGAUUAUUUCAAUUAAUCGGGACGAGUUGAGCGACCUCUGAAUGGGCAUUGAUAUUUGCUGCAGGUUCACAGGUAAGGAAUCUCAUUUACAUUUACACUAUGUUUUGUUCAGGAUAUUUUGACUGUUCUGCAUCAACUAGUUGGUAUUGUAGUAAAAUCAGCUUGAUGAUUGAAUUUGGAGAUGCGUUUCACCAAAUAUGCUGUAGGUUACAUGGUUGAUUGCUCAGCUUUCCCCCACUUUGCUGCCUGCAAAGAAUCCCAAUACUUGCACAUGGGAAAUGAGUUUAAAUUUCAGUAACUAUCACUGCUAUGGCUGUAAGACGAAUUAAGUCCUUAAUGCGAGUUGUAUUUUUAAGCUAUGGAAAAUAACGUAGUCUUGUUCACAAUUUUCUUAAAGUUUUCUUAUAUAACCAAAUCUGAUUAUCAUGCUGCCUUAAUGGACUUGCUCAGUGUAACCGAAGCAUUGUACAGACUUGGUCUGACAUGGUUGAGUGUUGAGCUGAUUACUCACAGUCCUGUAAGUCAAGAAAAGAAGGACUGUCUGCCACACAGGCAAACAGUCAAAGAAAACUCUGGAAAAUGCAUUUGACUGCUCAUGUGGAAGCCAGCUCCGGUCAUGUGCUUUUUCUCUCUGAUCACCACCUAAUGACCAGAGAGUUAUGACAUCUUGCUAUUCCUGUGCAGAGCGUCUGCACACAAAGACCGAAAACUAAAGCUUAGGUGAAAGAAUUUCACCUUUAUCUUUGUAGUGUAUUCAACCAGUAGACAAGGCUGGUUUACUAUCAGGCCACUGCGCACAGUCCCAAGACUCACUCUGACCUUUUCAUAUUAGUUCAUAUUUUUUUUUUUUUGGGUAAUUUGAUGAAGGGCAAAUUUGUUGAGCUUUGCCCCACUGACGUAGAAUAUCAAUUCUAGCAUGCGGCCUUGUUCACGUAGAUGGACCAAAUUUCAUUAAAAAAAAAAAGUUUUAAUUUAGUUAAUUUGUUUUUAAGCUCUGUUUUAUCAAAUUGCUUUAAUUCUUUCCUACAAGUUGGCAUUGUGAGAUCUGUAAUGGCAUAUUCAUGACACUGAAGGGGAAAACAGCAUGUGUCUCCUCAUAAUUGUGUUUCUGCUGCAAUGAGUUGUCAUGGAUGUCCAAAUUUGUCAAACCUUGACCGAUACUUUGUUGGUCUUUGUAGUUUUCUUGUGCUGAAUUAUUACACAAAUGAUGCAAUUACUAAUUACCCUCAUGUCAAAACCAGACAAAGGCAGAUAGAUAAUGGAAACCAUAAUUCCCACGGAUAUUUUACUACUGUCUUCAUGGUCAAUUGGUUUGACCAUGUGAUUUGUGAUGUUUUAUUAUACAUCCAUUGUUUAGUCUAAAGUGUAAUAAACUAAUGUGCUAAUCUUUAUUCCCCAAAUCUGAAGUUAACGCAUUCGACCCGCCAUCUAUGAUCAGAGAAACAAGCAAAUGCUCAUGUUUGAGGGGCUACUGUAGUAAGUACUGUACAAGUUAAGCUCUCAGCUUCGCAAUGGCUGACUGGGACUAUGACUAUCUGAUCAAGCUGCUAGCACUCGGAGACUCUGGCGUUGGAAAGACCACCUUCCUCUACAGAUACACCGACAACAAAUACAACCGCAAGUUCGCAUCCACGGUGGGCAUCGACUUCAGGGAAAAGAGAGUGGUUUACACAGGAACAGGUGCUGAUGGGAUGACUGAGAGGAACUUCAGAGUCCACCUUCAGCUGUGGGACACUGCCGGACAAGAAAGGUUCCGCAGCCUCACUACAGCUUUCUUCAGAGAUGCCAUGGGCUUCCUGCUGAUGUUUGACUUGACCAAUCAGCAAAGUUUCCUCAAUGUCAGGAACUGGAUGAGUCAGCUACAAGCCAACGCGUACUGUGAUAAUCCGGAUAUUGUGCUGGUGGGAACGAAGGCAGACCUUCGAAAUAUGAGGGAUGUUUACGCCAGACAGGCCAGAGAUUUGGCAGAUAGAUAUGGCAUUCCCUACUUUGAAACAAGUGCAGUGACGGGUGCCAACGUGGACGAGGCAGUGGCCACCCUGCUGGACCUGGUGAUGAAGAGGAUGGAGCACAGCACAUACGGAGGCCUGAGCUCUGAACCCAAUGGCAAACUGCUUGUUUGUCACAAAGUGGAGGAGGCGCCUGUCAGUAGGAGCUGUGCCUGCUGAUUCUGCCCACUGGCAGCUGCUCCUCUUACAUCGUAGCUGAAAUCAAAUAGGAUUCAUUCUGCGGAGGCAUGGUUCUCGAGAUUUGAAAGGUUGUUUUUUACUCAUUGCCUGUUGAGAUACAACGCUCAUGUUAUAACAGGGUAUCUGCAGGUUUUACAAAGUCUUUACAAAACUGAAUUCAGGUUCCACUCCUAUAGUCCUAAAACAUUAUAAGUCUUCAUAUUUCAUUUACAAAGGUAUAUAAUAUAAUAAAUAUAUGUGUUUU